Messenger RNA from Hibiscus syriacus, 329 nucleotides. RefSeq lists its product as uncharacterized. The record is from RefSeq and is a predicted model, not a curated record. The annotation marks the transcript as partial. The transcript has 4 exons. Lineage: Eukaryota; Viridiplantae; Streptophyta; Magnoliopsida; Malvales; Malvaceae.
AUGUAACUAACUUAGAUGUUUACAAAGAAAACUGAGAAAGAUAGAGACACCACUGAAUGCAAUUUUAGCAGGUUCAAGCCUGUUUUAGCUUUAGAUGAUUCAAACCGAAGGCGUACGCUUGCACUGUAUCUUCUUGCUAGAGUAGCUCAGUGUGCUUACAAUUCUGCAAAGGGGAAAAAUAAGUUUCACUUAUGGGGAAGCCAUUGGAACCAUGGUGAUUCUCUGCUUUUUGCUUUAGCAUGUGCCCAGGUUAUGUACGCAUUCGAGAUGCGUCCUGAAAGCUUGUCACAGUCAUAUCAAGAUUUUAUUCAUUGUAGACACACAUUUUC